This is a messenger RNA of Rhinichthys klamathensis goyatoka, 2420 nucleotides long. It is a transcript of the gene nol11, whose product is annotated as nucleolar protein 11. The transcript has 18 exons. Gene Ontology annotation, biological process: maturation of SSU-rRNA. Gene Ontology annotation, cellular component: nucleus; nucleolus. Gene Ontology annotation, molecular function: protein binding; RNA binding. The coding region runs from base 34 to 2190 and encodes 718 amino acids. NCBI's taxonomy places the organism in Eukaryota, Metazoa, Chordata, Actinopteri, Cypriniformes, Leuciscidae. The record is from RefSeq and is a predicted model, not a curated record.
AAGAAGAAUCACUCGGCCCGCGUGUAAAGAAACAUGGCUGCGUUGUUUGAAGGAUACACGCUGUGUGGAAUUGGACCAGCGCAAAAUUCUACGAAUUCAGGAAUUCUGGGGAUUGAACUGGGCAGAGAUAUCGACCAUAUCCUCGUCACCGACGCUUCGAGAUCUGUCACUGUUUACAAGGUGUCUGAUCAGAAGCCUACGGGCAGUUGGACAGUGAAACAUGGGCAGAUAAUCACCUGCCCCGCUGUGUUUAACACUCAGUCUCAGGAAUAUGUGGUCGUAACUGAUGACAGGGUUGUCAGAGUUUGGAAAGAAGAUGAUGUCUACAUGGAAAAGGCUUUCAAAGCUACAGUUUCUGCUGAUGUUCUUAGAGUGCUGUCAGCUGCCGACUCUGAGGCUGUGGUGCUGUUUUGUUGUGGGGCUGUCAGGUUCCUGGACUCAUUGCUCGCUUCCCCACAACAGCCUAUAGAAGAUGUUUUGGCAGAGGAAGAAAUUAUCAGAUGGAGUACUGUUGUUAAGGCAGAGCACCAGCUUGUUGUUUUGUUCAACACAGAACAGAGAGGAGAGCACUGGCUUUAUGCUCAAAGAUUUAACCCCAACACCCUUGUGAAACACAGAAUUGAGACUGAACCUGGUCUCUCUGCACCUAUCAGUUUCUCUGCCACAUGCAGGGGUCGUAACAUACACCUGUUGUACUUGUAUUUGAAUGGCAGCUUGUAUGAGAGCGUGUUGCCACUCAGAAGUUCAGCAACAGUAGCUGAAGGUGUCCAGGCUCUACCUCGCUCCCUGCGUCUCAGUCUGCCUCUGGGGGAGGAAGAACUGAUAUCUGGUGCUGCUGUUGUGCUUGAUGAGGCUCAUGUAGCUGUGGUUGGAUUCCCCCACCCCUCUGCUGGAUCUUGCAAAGAUUACCUUUACAUCUGGAACACUCAUUUCCAAACUCUUCAGGCUAGUAAAGAAAUGUCAGGAAGGAUCUGUAGUCAGUUGUGGUGUUAUUCUGGGAAGCUGUAUGUCCCUCAUGGCAAGAUGCUUUCAGUAAUUCCUUUUGAGUGCCAGAAGUCAUCUCUCGCGGCUACCAUGGGAAAACUGAAGCAGAAUCGGAGUGAAUCCAAGUCAUGCAGCCGUUUGUCUUCCUGGACUGCCCAGCCUCAUGGUGACAUCACACAGACACCAGGAAUCAAGAGCAGGAUGUCAACAAGACAUACUUCUGUUGUCAAGUCUGCACUAACAGUGGAUCAACUUAUAGAACACAUUAAGACUGGUGCAGUAGAGGAUGUACAAGCAGAGGUGGGGGAGUUUAUUCGUCUGACGACUCAGACUGACCUACAGCUGGCAACAGGCAGGAUGGCAUUAGAGCUAGUGUCAAGAUCCCAGACAGAUGCCAACUUCUACCCUCAGGCUGUAUUUCUACAGCUGUUGGAGACUCGGUACCUCUGCUACAGUGUGUGCCCUGAUCUGCUGUCACUGGCCAUGGUGAAGAAAGAUUUCCAUCUCUGUCAGAUUGCUUUCCAAAUUUUUCCUGACAUUCCUGAAGCUGUCACCUGUGCUUGUCUUAAAACAAUUCUCAGUACUCCAGACUCUGAGAUUGAGACUGUGAAUCUUGACACAGAGAGUGUCAUCUUCAUGAAAGUGCUGACUCAGACACAAAGUGGAUUGGAGGAGGAGGGUGGGCAGCAGAACGGCUUCUGCCCUCCAGCAAUAGAGACUGAUGUAUCUGAUGCCCCCAGCACCAUGCUACAAAGAGAUCCUUUAGCCCUGGUUAUGAGCUGUCCUGUGGGGUUACACAAGGGUGCUCUUCUAAAUGAGGUUCUGCAGACAGCGUACAGUAACAAGCCCCUGCUGCCACAUCUAAAAGAUCUCACGGUUCCGCAGGUCAUUGACUUUUUACAGUAUCUACUUUUCCUUUAUCUCAAAUAUUCUCAUGAUGCCCACAAACAAAUCCCAGCUCUACGGACACCAAGUUUUUCUCAGAUAAUAGACUGGAUUUGCUUAUUACUAGAUGCUCAUUUCACAAUCUUGGCUGUGGCACCAGAAGCCAAAAGAUUGGUGUCUGAUCUUCACAAGUUUGUGAGAUCACAGGUAAAACUGUAUGCUGAACUGGGAAAAAUUGAGGGAAGUCUUCAAGUGCUCAAAAAGUCCAAACAAUCUGAAGAUUUUGGCAUGUACUCCAUAGAAGUAAUUGAGCUCUUUUAGAUGCACAGAUCUUUUUUAAUAAAAUGCUGUCAAUGGCUUCCAUUUUCUGCCAGUUUUUGGCAGUUUUCUUGGUUUGUUUUUAGAAAAAAAUGGAUUGAAAUUCUUACAAAUAAAUAUCCAAAAUAAUUAUGAAAUACUGAAGUAACGCUUUCCAGAUUGUUCUCUGAAAUCUCUUGUAAAAUGUUUGAUACAUAUGCAGAAUGUUUUCAAUAAAUAAAAUAUGGUACAGA